CCAUCUGCAAAAAAAAAAAGAAAAAAAAAAGAGAAGAUGGUGAUGAUGAUGGCUUCACCCAGUUUAGCCUCCGACUGCUCGGCAGCAAUGGCGAAGCCUUCCCUCCCCCUGAAGCUCUUCCUCUGGGUGUUUAUUGUCGCUAAUCUCCCCACAAGCUCCAUCCAGACUGAGGACGACGACGAGGUGUCUAACAAGACGUGGGUGCUGACUCCCAAAGUGUACGAGAGUGACGUCACACACAUCCUAAACAGCCUACUGGAUGGAUAUGACAACAAACUCAGACCUGACAUCGGAGUCAAACCGACAGUGAUCCACACAGACAUGUUUGUCAACAGCAUCGGCCCAGUGAAUGCCAUCAACAUGGAAUACACCAUCGACAUCUUUUUUGCCCAGACCUGGUACGACAGAAGGUUGAAGUUCAACAGCACGAUGAAGGUGCUGCGUCUCAACAGCAACAUGGUCGGGAAGAUCUGGAUCCCAGACACCUUUUUCCGCAACUCCAAGAAGGCAGACGCUCACUGGAUCACCACACCCAACCGCAUGCUCCGAAUCUGGAAUGACGGUCGAAUACUCUACACCCUCAGGUUGACCAUCGAUGCCGAGUGCCAGCUUAAACUGAACAACUUCCCAAUGGAUGAGCACUCAUGUCCCCUGGAGUUUUCAAGCUACGGCUACCCACGGGAGGAGAUUGUGUACAAGUGGAAAAGGAGCUCAGUGGAGGUUGGGGACAUUCGCUCCUGGAGGCUCUACCAGUUCUCCUUCGUGGGCCUGAGGAACACCUCUGAGAUCGUCAGGACCGUGUCAGGAGACUACGUGGUGCUGACCGUCUUCUUUGACCUGAGCAGGAGAAUGGGCUACUUCACCAUCCAGACCUACAUCCCAUGCACCCUGAUUGUCGUCCUCUCCUGGGUCUCAUUCUGGAUCAACAAGGACGCAGUGCCGGCCAGGACAUCAUUAGGCAUCACCACUGUGCUCACCAUGACCACGCUGAGUACUAUCGCCAGGAAAUCCCUACCAAAAGUCUCCUACGUGACCGCCAUGGACCUGUUUGUGUCCGUCUGCUUCAUCUUCGUCUUCGCUGCGCUCAUAGAGUAUGGCACACUGCACUACUUUGUCAGCAACAGGAAGCCGAGUGCCAAAAAGGACAAGAAGAAGAAAAACCCGCUACUCCGGCUAUUUUCCUCAAAGCAGACACCCACGGUAGACAUCCGUCCACGCUCGGCCACAGCCAUUCAAAUGAACAACGCCACGCACAUGCAGGAGCGAGACGAGGAGUACGGCUACGAGUGUCUGGACGGGAAGGACUGCACCAGCUUCUUCUGCUGCUUCGAAGACUGCCGCUCCGGAGCCUGGCGGCACGGCAGGUUGCACAUUCGCAUCGCCAAGAUAGACUCAUACGCACGCAUCUUCUUCCCCACUGCAUUCGGUCUCUUCAACCUGGUCUACUGGGUCUCCUAUCUCUAUCUCUAGGCCCCGGUGUGUAUCCGGCCUUAUCAUACACUUCAUCAUAUUAUACAUAUGCUUGGCGCCGGCAAAGGACGUUUUUAAGGAGGGGACCCACUUAAACACCAAUUGAUCUGAUGUGAAGCUUUUUCCUUUAAUUCUCGGGUUUUAAUCUCUUUACAUUAUUUUAUCUGAUAACUUUAACACAUAUUGCAACUGUUGUAGCAUUACAUUUCACUGGCAUGGAGAGGUUUGUCCGUGUUUGUUUGUUUUUUGAAAGAAAAAAAAAUGAUUGUGUGAGCAUUUAACAAGAAUCUAAAUUUUGUUUUCAUCAAUUUCCUCUAAGUGGGAUUUUGGCUACUUGAUUAAUUUGUAGGCAAAUACAAUCCUUUCACAAUGAAUAAUUAAAAUUAAUAGUAAUUCAGAUCACAUCAUACACCCAUCAGAAAAAUCUAAAUCAAAUAAUCUGUCUCAUCACUCAAUUUUCACACCCCCCCCCCCCCCCCCCCCCCCCCCCCAACAUACUAAAACACAAAAUCUGAAGCACUUUAAUAGAGCUAUGUUAGGCAGUGACAUUGAAAUUCAUUUUGAUAAUGCUAAUUUAUUUUUUAAUUUAUUCAGCUAACAUGUUAGCACAAUUAAAUAUUGCAUUUUUCACGUGUGGUCAGGCAGCGCUGCUGCUGUUUAAAUGCUAAACUGUACAGACACUGUAUAUAUUUUACUAUUACAUAGUGGUUUACAUUUAUUGCAUGCACAUUUCAGGCCAAAAAUCAACAUGUUUUAUGGUCUUCUAUUGUUGGAUAUGGAAACUAAUAAACGAGCACUGUUGAUAUUUAUUCAGGAUUCAAUUAUACCUUUUUUUUCUAGGAAAAUUGGAAAAUGAAAUGAUUAAAAAAAAUGUGCCCACUUCAUGCUUCUAAGUUGAGGAUGCAUAUUUGCAUACAAGUGGGAAGACCAGCCCCAGACAACUUGUCCAAUCAUUUUGUUCACAGCCAGUCGCUUACGGUGUAGACAACACUGACCUCUGAUCCUCUCCUCCAUUUGCUGUUACCAGUGUGCAUUUACAGAACUGCUGUUGUGUUCGGGGUUACGCAAGCUUUUUACAAAAUAAGCUGUACCGCAGCAAGUUAGGUUACAAAACGAAUCACCAACAGCAGGAGAGGGUGUUUUCUGUGUCAUUCUUUCUUUAAGACAGGAAACAGAAACUGAGAAAAUAUGAAUUGAUAACAAAUAAACUUGAGAGCUCAAUUCAAGUAAAACAUGUAUCUGAUGGUGUUAAGAACAAGCCUUAUCAUCAAGCGUCUCACUUCCUGUAUCCAAGAAAAGAAACACAUCGAGAAAUUAAAUAAUCACAUUGUGUUGAAAUCGAUUUGGGGAUUGGGCCGGAGUUCAUUAUUUUAAACUUUUUUUCCCCCCUUUAAAAUGUAUUUUGAAUGCCGUACUGUCGUGUGGAGAGAGCAGAGAACACAGUCAAUUGUAAAUGUUGUGUAUGAUAGAUACAACGCACAUGAAUUACAACCCCUUAUAUAUCACUUUUGAUAGACGCAGGUAUGCAACAAACGGAGACAGUGCUCAAGAUGAUUUGUAAACUGACAAGGAAUGGGUCUAAAUCACAUUGUUUGUUUUUUUUGUACAUAUAUUAUGAACAGAAGAAAAACAUUUGUCAGGCCCUUGGGAUUUUUGUAAAAGGGAAUAUAUUUUGUAAUCUCAGCAUAGUUACAGUAUAUCAUCAUACAGUAUAUUAGACUUAUUGUAUUAUGCUGGACUGAUCAUGUAGAAUACUUAGGGGGUAAUGGGGUAUUUAUUUAUCCAUUGGUGGUAUUUAUUUAUUUAUUCAUGUAUUUAUUCUGUUGAAAGAAAUUGUAUUUUAUGUUCAUAUAGCCCCUGAAAAGAAACACAGAAUGCUGUCAUUUAUAUCAAAGAAACAUUUUUGUUCGAUGUGUCAGUGGCGCUUGAACUUAUUUAUCUUGUGUUUUCUAUGUUGUGGUCAAUGUACACUACUCUCACAAACUGCCUGUCAAACUGUUAUAUCUGUUGAGUUAGUGAGUUGCAACAUUACCUGUUGUGCAGCUUCAGAAUAGUAGACUUCAAUAUUUUCAGGGGGGCGGAAAAAAACACAAAAAACAAUUCCCAAGCCACCAGAAGAAGAAAUUUUGCUUGUCUAAGUGACGAUUAAUUAUUUCCACUUUCUUUUCCCCCACCUCCACAUGGGUUGUCAUUGGUCUCUAAUAUUUGUCAUCAUUAAUAAAGCAUCAGUGAUAAUACUAUGUCACAUUUAGCAGAUUAUCUCAUAUUUCCUGGCGUUCUUUCCCUUUUGUAUUUAACGGUGGUCCUGUUUGUGUUCCAAAGCUGCCACUUAGUCGUCUAAACCCGUCUUCAGUGUGCACAUCUCUCACAUGUUUGGGGCCACGAGUUCGUCAAUAGCAGUGGUGUAGACCGGCCGUCAUCAGUGUUCAGUAGUUUAAAGAAGUGUAACAGAGUGAUUACAUUGUAUAAAGUGCCAAACUGACACAUGCAAUAGAGAAUAUCCAAUUAUAAUAUCAUUUUUAAAUCCACUUACUCUGCUUCGGGGGGGAAUGCAAUACAGCAAAUUUCUGCCACAUUGAUGUUCCCUUGGACACGGGUUUGCAAGUGGUCUGAGCAUGUCUAUUAUUUUUUCAUUUCAUUUAUUCAUUUUUAAUACAGUUCAGAACCAAAAGCAUGAAGUCGGUUGUUCAGAUGAUAAAAAAAAAAAGUUAAAUUCAGACUGUAUCAGACUCUAUUCACAAACCUAUCAUACUGAUAAUGGAGCAUGUCUUGUGUUUAGACAGUGAUGCAGAAAACAAUCGUACUUAAUGGAAUAUGAUUUUUCUUUUCUUUUUUCCACGAUGUUUAAAGCUUGUUUAGCAUCUGUUUAUUCUAUUUAUAUUUUUUGUGCACUCUAUUCUAAAUGCAGAGCUUUAACAGUGUGCGGAAGGUUAAGGAGUGUGUUUAUAUUCAGUAGUGUGAAGCUGAACAUGCUUUCAGUCAAACAGUGACGCUUUGAAGAAUUGGGACUAAUUCAAGCAUUGGACUUUUAUUACACUGUACUCAUUUUUGACAAAGUUAACUUGUUUCUUUUGGGGGCCCACAAAUGAGAGACAUGUAAACAUCACGUGUAGGUAUUUUAUAUUGUUAUGUAUUUUGUCAAAAUGCAGAAAACAUAGUAAUACGCAGUGGAAUUACAGAGCUCAGUAAGAGGUUUCCAAGAACAAAAUAAAUUUCAUAUGAUUCUCAUACACACAGUAUGUUAGUUGUUUGCCAUCUAUGUACAUUUGGGUAUUGCAAAGAAAAGAAAGAGGGGAGGGGGCACUGAUCAUUUCUGUUUGGGACUGCAUAAUAUAUUAUACAUGUACUGGAAAAAAAACCUUUUCAUAAGGGAAUUGCACAUAGCUGUGGAAUUUUACAAUAAAAUGGUUGCAUUUA
Molecule: messenger RNA, 4887 nt
Organism: Scophthalmus maximus (turbot)
Lineage: Eukaryota; Metazoa; Chordata; Actinopteri; Pleuronectiformes; Scophthalmidae
Gene: gabrg2
Product: gamma-aminobutyric acid type A receptor subunit gamma2
Exons: 10
Coding region: 37-1470 (477 amino acids)
Biological process (GO): signal transduction; monoatomic ion transmembrane transport; chloride transport
Cellular component (GO): neuron projection; dendrite membrane; GABA-A receptor complex
Molecular function (GO): GABA-gated chloride ion channel activity; transmitter-gated monoatomic ion channel activity involved in regulation of postsynaptic membrane potential; benzodiazepine receptor activity
Source: RefSeq, a predicted model, not a curated record